Messenger RNA from Coccidioides posadasii C735 delta SOWgp, 5565 nucleotides. RefSeq lists its product as uncharacterized. The record is from RefSeq and is a predicted model, not a curated record. NCBI's taxonomy places the organism in Eukaryota, Fungi, Ascomycota, Eurotiomycetes, Onygenales, Onygenaceae.
AUGGGUGUUGACACCCGCAAACCGAUUCUCCCAGCACCCACAGAUUCUACUUUCCUCGACACAACCGGUGGCAGCGGCACAGGCACCGGCACCGGCACCGACAUCGCCACUGAUAUAUCCCGCCGCACUGACAAAACAUCCUACUCCCUCCCCGACGACGGAAGCCCAAUCACCAUUUCCACUCGCCGCAAGUCCCAGCCUCGCGAGCGAGAGGAAAGCAAGGUGUCGCCCUCUGGACACAACUCCCACACCUCCCUUCUGAUAGAGUACUUCGAAGGCGGGAAGAGAUCCAGCGGCGUCAACUCCCGACCCAGCGUGCGUGUCAGGGUGACUCCGUCCUCGUCACGCAAGAAUAAAGAUCGAGACGACCACGUUCACAUCACCGAGACUUCCUCCGGGCGCAAGCCGUCCUACACCAGGCGCAUCUCCCUCGGGACGCCUAAUCGCACAAAGGAGUCGACAGAGGGAGCCGCUGACGAUAGCUCGGCCACGUCUGGAGCGGAUGAGACCCCGACUGCGCGCCAACCACCGGUAGAGAUCGAAUUUGUGGACCGGAAUAGCGGUGUCUCCUCGCGAUACGUACAACCUACGUCUGAAAUUUCUUCCAUGCCCCCCGAGAGCCUGUUUGGGAGCACGAUGGGUGGUGCUUCCGAGACCCAACGUCGCAGACGCCAUAGUUUCAGUGACGAAGAAGAAUUUGAGCAAAACGAUAAUCUGCUGAAGACACCCUCACGUAGAAGGAGCCGCAGCCUGAGUCGUGAGAGGAUCGCGCAAAAGGCCGCGGAGAAACUGAGCAGUGCGCCGAGAGACCACGUCUCGCAACCAAAACAGAGACCGAACGAGAGAACCCAGAACAGCAGGGAUAUGGGACGGGAUAUAUUUGAGUCCGAUCUAAAGUCUCCGAGAAAGCGAUCCGGAAAGCAUCGAGAGAAAGAUCUGAUCAGUCCAGAGUCCAGCCUGCUGAGUAACUCUGCACUUUCACACAACAAAGUCGGCGGUGACCAAUGUUCUUUCCGAUCGGGCACUUCACGUUCAUCUCUCAAUAAUCCUAAGCUCCUAGAGACCGUGGAAGACGCGAUUCGACGACUCAUUCUCCCCGAGCUAAAGGAGCUAAAGAAAGAUCAGAAGGUGCAAUCCAACCGUGCGAAGUUUGAACACGACACAAGUGCCUCCCGCGCCUCGGGAAGCGUUGGCUCGAAAGACGAAUUAACCAGACGCUUGUCGAAGCAUGCCAGCGCUCCCGAUGUGAGUAAGCCACGGCUGGUCGUUGGCAAUGAAGAUCCCCAGAGUCCGCGGAGCCCGUCAAACGAAUAUAGCAGCAGAAGAGAGCGAAGGCGGAAAAAGCAGCAUUCACCGCCACGAGAACGGAGGGGUUCGAAAUUCGCCGAAUUCCUCGCCCCAGAAGAGCCAGGAAUCUACCGGAAGAAGAGUAAAGGUCUUCGCGACGCCGAAGCGGCAAAGAUCGUUGGAACAGCCCUUACUGCGGCUGCGUUGAAGCACCAUGAUUCGACGUCGAGCUUUGGUAGCAAGCGGGAACGCGGCUCGCGACGUAGCGGCAGUGGAGGUAUCAACGAGACUGAACUUAUCUUUGAGAAGCACGAUGUGGCGCCUAUGCCUCACCUGCGGAGCGAAUUGGAAUCACAAGUCACCAGACAGUCUAUUCAAUCACAGAUGUCCGAUAACAGCGCCGGCCCUCUCCGCGGAGAGGUCGUCCGCGGCUCACCCCGGGAAGUUACCUCACCCACCACUAGAACUCUCGAUAUUACUCCACGAGCUUCGCAAAACAGCCUUAAAUCGCCCCGAAGUAAUCUGUCAAACCCUCCGCUCAAUAUCGACGAGAUCGAGCAGGAACCAGCUCACGAACGAGACGCCUCUCCAAGCCCGGACAUCCCAGGCAUCGACAUUGAUUAUCCCUACGGUAAGGAGGGCGGCAACCUAUUUUUACAGCGUGGUGCGCUCAGCCCGAUACAGAGCGUUGCAAGUUGCCAGGAGGAGCAAGAGGAGAAUGAGGAAGAGCAAGAAGGUAUUCAACAUGCCCCCUUAGCCCACGGCGACCACCGACUAUCGAUUGAUUCUCUUUCUUCAGCACCAAGCACAGACCUAGCGAGGUCGACGCGAAACACAGACCAUAGCAGCGAGAGACGAAGAGCCCUGAGCGAUCAUCAGAAUGAAUCUGGUGUAGAGCUUGGAUACGGUGACUCCCCCAGACUUUCGCGGAGCGAUGAGCACUGGGAGGAGAGUCAGCACGAAGAAUACGAUGACGACCAUCGAAGCGUAGGAGAGGAAACCGAAGUAGGAAGCGUCGACGCGAAGCGAAUGACCAGGUACACUGAUGAGAACUUUGACGAUCCCUUUGAUCCAGGUCACGAAGUUGCAAGAGGUGCCGCUGCCAACGCGGAGUUUAUCCAUACGCCGAUCGGUGUGGAAUCCGCCGUGGCGUCUCUGCUUGAUCCGUCUGUCGUGGAUGCGGGGUCGACUCACUCGCCAGUCCUCGAGUCACCUAGCCGUCCCCGCAGCUGGGGUUCUUCGGGUUCCGUGAGAGAGUUGACUCGCGAUGUCACCAUAAACAGAAAAGGAAGCCCCCUGAAACAACAGUUAAACAUUCCCUCCGGACCCGCUGAGACAUCGUUCCAGAAACGGAUGGGAGUCAGUUCGCCGCCUCAAAGCGUCGCAAACUCCACGGAUGAAGAUGACAGACCAUAUAUGGGUGCCACCGGCCUUCCAAGCGCCGGAAGCCCGAUCCCCGAAAUUGGACAUAUUCCGGACUCAGAGGAAUCUGAGAUCAAUACGAAUCCGUCAAUCAUACAAGGUCCGAUCGGCGGCAUGCCGCAAGGCAGUCGUGAACAUUGGCCCUUUGAUUCCAGUCCCCCAGGCGUCGAGGGAGAUAUACUGACUAAUCCGAACCAAUACCAUGACCCUCUCGAACCAAGUCCCUUGCUCAUGGACAGAUCUGGACCUACGGGAUUGGGAGUGAUCGCCGAAGAGAGCGCUCCUCUCGAUCAGCCAUACUAUGACCAAUCAAACGCCUAUCACAACGACCGUGUCGAUGUGAUUUCUCCCGGAGGAGGGAAAGACGAGGGUUAUAUCUCUGGUGCGAAUCACCGAUCUGCCAGCUCCGCUACGCCAGAGCCAAAGGGGAAAGGUCUGGCGGCGCUGGAAGAUAUUCCGUUUAGUAGCCCGUUGGAAGAGGAUGACGAUCCAUAUACGCACAGACGACAGCUCAGUGGGUUUUCUCAUGGCAUUGCGUCUCCUCUGUACGAUAGUGCUACUGGACGUGGGAUUGAUAUGAUUCAGUCGAAGGAUAUUGUCGCGCUUAUGGAUCAUUUGACCGUUCGGGAUGCUCAGAGAAAUGCUCGUGAUACUGAGAUAUUGGUCACUCUCGUACGCAGCGCGGCAGAAAUGCGCAACUCUUUCGAAGAUAUGAAAAAAUUUAUUGCGACGCAGGACGAGAAAUUACUGGAUACUACCGAAAAACAUCAUGGACAGACUCGUCAAAUGCUCAAUGGACCUCGACCACAGCCAGCGAGCGCUUCACGGGCCCCGAGACGCAUGUCGGAAGACGAUGAUGAUACGCCGACGAAGAAGAAGAACGUGUUUAAACGCGCGCUGAAGGGUCUGAGCUUGAAGAGUUCCAAUGAUUUGACGCACAUCGAGGAUAUGCUUGUUCAUCUACUUGGGGAAGUGGAGGCUUUAAGGGCUACGCAGGAGAACCAGCUACGGGGGAAUACGCUGACGGAAACUCGUAACUCACUGGAUAACCCCCGCGGUUCUUUAGAUGGUUUCGGGUCUCAAGGACAGCCGGCAAACGGCUCGAAUCAGUCCGCGCGGUAUUCGAACUCUCCUCGUUCCACCGGCGAUGCCAAGCACUUGUCCCUGCAGCAUGAGACCGAACGCCGUAUUAGCCCGGUGAUGGAGGAUAACGAAGAGCCCCUGACGCCUCAGGAAGAAGUGCUUCUUGACCCUCAGAUGAACCCGGAUGCUCAUUUUCUCGGCCGCCAUAAGCGAGGAGGGUCGGUUCCGAUAACAACCCCUGAACGAGUUGCCGUCGCCAGUGGAGCCUUGAGCAACGAGACAACACCCAAGAUGUCCACGGACAAAUCUCGCAAGCACAAAUCGAGCAGCUCCUCUUUCUUCCCGAGAGUAUCACGCUGGUCGAAGACGACAGCGUCCUCUAUGGGCGAGAACAUCAAGAACAGCAUGCAGCUGGGCCGGAAGGAGCGUCCGUAUUCAGAAAUGUCGCGCUCCGGGUCCGAUCUGAAUCUGAGCGGAUAUGCUACGAACGAUUGCUACGACCACCGAGGUGACGAUCGACUCCGCUCAAACGGCAGUUUGGAUCGUGAAGACAGAUCCGAGAAUCGACCGCCCUCUCCCCUCGUCCCGUCGCAGGUAUCAGAGAUUCCGAAGUAUCGCGCUCACAGGGAUAGUUUGAACCUUCAACACCCGCAGCCGCGUCCUGGCGCACGGUACCAAACGCACCUUGAAACGCAGGCGCAUAACUACACGCAUAUGGAGUCACCGGCGACCGAAGCUUGGGCGUCGAACCAUAGCGUCGAAGGAGCUGGCUAUCAGCAUCAGCCUCAGUCUAACGCGGGUCGUCGGUCGCCACUUUCCGACGGAGGAUAUUCGGCUACUUCAUCCAUCACCAGUAGACACACUGGGCCACCCCGACCGCCCAAGAUCAGAGACGAGGGCCCCUUAGUUCCACACCGACCAGCGAGUAUUAAAGAUGGAGUUCAGCCAAGCUAUGCGGAGAGAGUCGCGCUGCGGAAAACUGGUAAUAUGAGCAAUCCAGAUGCGAAAAUUGGGUCACCUAAGGGAUCUCCCGGCCGCACUGGUCCUCAGCGGAGACCUACCGGUCCUCGACCAAACCCCAGUUCUGGGAAAUAUAGCAGUGGUCAAGGUGGUUUUUCCAAUGUGAAGAGACACACAAAGCAUCAGGGUAGUCCGCAUCAGAUCGAUGAUGAGGACGACGAGUAUUAAAUUUGCUAUUUUUCAGUUUUCUUUGUUUGUCUUUCCACUUUUCCGUUUCCAGGCCUGUGAACACAUUUUGUCUAUCAGUUUCGAUUUCUUCCGUGCUCCCAUGCACCGCUUUUGCUGUGUGGCACUUGCGACAAGUGGAAGACGAUCCAUUAUGCAAAAGGUUGAAAAAGGAGAGCGCUUUUGAUGGAUCCUCUCCUUUUUUUUUUUUUCUCUUUUUUUCCCCCCCUAGACAAAAAUAAUAUUGACUCCCCCUUGUGUUUAUGAUUUUUCUAUUCCCCCUUCCUAGCUUUCCUUCGCGUUGCUGUUUCUUUUCUUUUCUUUUUUUUUGAAGCCUCGUUGCGGAUUGGUAUGAUGACUUGAUGACAAUGGCCUCCCUUCUUUUUUUUUGCUUUCUCUUCUUCGAUUUAAUUUGCCUAUGCAGCUCAGCGCCGAUGAUGAAGCUUUUGACUGUUAAAUCCUGCGGGCGAUAAAUGUGGGCCUGGGUUUUGUCACCUUCGUUUCUGCGUCGUGUGCUUUUCGCUUUUACCCCCCUUCUUCUUUUUUGUGUUUCUGGUGUAUGAAUUAAACCCCCCUAUGAUCAAUGUG